Molecule: messenger RNA, 1409 nt
Organism: Plectropomus leopardus (leopard coralgrouper)
Lineage: Eukaryota; Metazoa; Chordata; Actinopteri; Perciformes; Serranidae
Gene: hes6
Product: hes family bHLH transcription factor 6
Biological process (GO): regulation of DNA-templated transcription
Molecular function (GO): DNA binding; protein dimerization activity
Source: RefSeq, a predicted model, not a curated record
UGGCCUCGCCUGAACAAAACCCAGUUAUACAGGCUACAUCAAAGUUGAUUGGCGGGUACGAGCGUUGCGCGCCCUCGCUGUGUCUAGCUCUCGUAGCCGGUUUCUCCCAUUCACAUGUAAAUGAAUCGUCAUAUAUACCUAGUCCUUGCCCCCUCCGAGCAGCACUGAGGAGCCCAGUCCCUCUGAAAGCUUUGUCGGCCGCUGGGAUCACCCGGCCAUCUGUCCCAUUGACAAGCUGUAACGGCUCUCUGGAUUUACACGCCAACCUCCAGUCCAGUGGCAGCGCCUGGGUUAAACUUAACAUGGCCCCCAUCCGUAACAACACAAACGGCACGGACCGAGGUGAUAACUGCAGCGGAAUUCAAUCUGACAGAAAGAUGAGGAAACCUCUGGUCGAGAAGAAAAGAAGAGCUCGUAUCAAUGAAAGUUUACAAGAACUCAGAGUGCUCAUGGCGGAUGCGGACUUACAAUCAAAGAUGGAGAAUGCCGAAGUGCUGGAGAUGACAGUGAAACGGGUCGAGAACAUCCUGCAAAACCGGGCACAAGAAGUGGACACCGUGAACCGGGAGGCCUGUGAGCGGUUUGCCGCGGGCUACAUCCAGUGUAUGCACGACGUCCACACUUUUGUAUCCAGCUGCCCCGGGAUUGACCCAACAGUGGCCGCGGAGCUGUUGAACCACCUCCUGGAGAGCAUGCCCCUGAACGACGAGGACCGCCUCCGGGUGAUGCUCCCGGACGCGGUGGCGGAGUCCCCCGGCGGUAACAGCAGCACUUGGCCCGUGUUUGAGAGCAUGUAUUCGGCUAUGGUGUCCCCGGCCCCCUCCUCCUCCACCGAUGACCUCUGCUCUGACCUGGAUGACACUGACUCGGAGCAAAGUCACGUUUCUUCCUCAGAGGAGGCUGACAGCCAGGAUGUGUUAAACUUAACUUACUCCAAAUUAAUGUGGAGACCCUGGUAGAUCAAUAUAAAUAAAAUAAUAGCAUAUUUUAGUUGAUUUAAUGCUUUGUGUUUGUGGGGUAGGCCUCAGUGCAUGGCAACAACACUGCUGAAACUUGUUAAAAAGGUAUCUGAGAAGCUCUUUGUGUAAUUAUUGGUGAACUGCAAUUAAGCUAAAAUGUAUUUAAUAAAUAAAAUGUAAGUAAAUCUGUUUUGCAGAGGUCAGAGACUUUUAGGGUAUUCAUUUUGAUGCGUAUCGGCCUGCCUUCAGUGAAGGGGUAAUUGCAAUUGUAAAUAUUUACUUGUUGAAUAUGACUGGGCUGUAUAGAAGAUAGCUGUCCCACUAGAAGUUAGUCGUAUGUAAAUUAUUUUGUAUUUAGGAAGUCUUAACUUUGUAUUUAUAUGUGACUUUUAGGAGGCUACCUCAUCUGAUCGCCUAAGUUUUUAAUAAAUAUCUUUUUGACUUUUUAAA